UGAUAAUCCAGAGUGGAGACGAUAGUUGGUAAGAACCGCGGCUGGAGGAGCCGAAGUAAGUGAAAGGCACUUGACUCGCCGGGCCACGCGGACAUGAGGGACAAUCCGGCGGCACGGUGCCGCCGAGAGAUUCAGGAAGGCGGGCCGCGCUGAAGGGGCCGCAAGGGCCAGCGCAAAAUGAGGCCCGGACCAGGGCCCUGGGAGACAAUAUCAGCUGCGCGUCACCAGCAGCAUCGUCGUCGCACGUACCGCGACGAUUCGUGAACGGUGUCUGCGAAACGUGAGUCCGUGCGAUAUCCCGAACAAUAGCUUAGCAGCUUUGCAAGGGUUUGAUCUCGAAGCCCUUAGGGGUGGGAGGGGCUCCGAGCGUAUCGCUUGUGCCGAUAGAGGGUGAGUCCCGAAAGACGAGGACGAUGUGGCUCUCGCUGCUCGUAGCCGGAGUCUUGGGCGGCUGUUUGGGAGUGCUCGCGUUACCCGAGUCACCAUCACCACCGCCUCCACCAGCUGCUAACACCGACUGGAAGAGGACGAGUAGCCCGGUUCCGACAAGCUACCUCGAGGAGGAUUAUUAUUACGGAAAAUCGAUGAUAUUUGGUUUGGGGCCGUACGAGGACAAGUGGACAAAUCGCCGGCGAAACGCACGAAGCCCUUACCAACAAGAGAAAGGACCCGUACCAGUUAGUCGCCGCUACCUGAACGAGACUGUGAUGGAACGGCCUCGAGCCAGUCGCUCCCUUGAGUAUCAACAACAACAACAGCAGCAACGAGAACGGGCACGGAACCGCACGAGGACGGAUUCACCACGGGAGCAGCGUCGAAGGUGUCGAAACCGCAACUGCCGUGGUAGGAACUGGUGCCCAGACAUGGACGUGGGUAAUCGAGCGUAUAUGGCGCCGACAGUAUUUGAGGGUAAAGCGCGUAGCAUGUCCUCACUGCGGAAGCCUGGCUCAAACUACGCGGUCACGUUCGAAGUUAAGGAGGUGUACAAGAGCCAACCGGGCUUCCUGCCUUUACAGAAGAACGACAGUGUUAGGCUGCACUUUCGCGAUAAAACUGUACCAGGUAAAUCGACGAUAUGCGGACACGAUAGCUAUGGAAACAAGGAGCUUUCAAAUGGUCAUAAUAUCUACCAGCAGCAACAGCAACAGCAGCAGCAGCAGCGAGAACGCGACAAUCUGAGUGCCGGUAUAGUGCGGGCUAAUAUCAAGAGGGGUAAAGUGUAUCUUGUGUUUGUGAACCGCGUGGGACCCAGGAACUUCACGAUCCUCGGCGAGCCGGUCAUACGAAGCAAGAAAAACGAGCAGGCCGUGCAGGCCGUCAUUCGUCCUGAUUACGUGAGAGAAGUCACGUUAUCCGAGUUAAGAGACUCAGUGGCGAGGUACCGGGACAGAGUUAAACUUGUGUGUCGAACGCGAGGUUCACCACCUCCGAGAGUGCGCUGGCUUAAAGAUGGAGUUCCUUUACAACCACGAAGAGGUCUUCGGAUCCAACACAAACGGCGGAGGUCUAAAGUGGUGAUAUCCUCAGCACGACCGGAAGAUAGUGGCAGAUACGAAUGCGUGGCUGAAAGCACUUCCGGUCAUAGGGCUUCACUCGCAGCCCAGCUUCUAGUCGCUCAUGAUACGAGAAUUCCUGAAACCACGACAGCGGCGUGGUUGAGGCAAGAGCAGCCCUGUCCGAUCGCAGGAGACUUUUGUAUGAACGGUGGUACCUGUUUGUUUUUCGAGACAGUCGGAGAGCCAGCCUGCAGGUGCGCCGAGGGUUUCACGGGCUUGAGAUGCGAGACCAAGGACGUCAUCAGUACUGGAACUUUCGGAGAGGAAUAAGAUCCAAAGCACCGUCAUGAGAGAGUGAGUGAGAGGGAGAGGUUGUCGAAAAUAAACUCUUGGCAACUCGAUGCGCCAUGCAGCGACGAUGGCGACUGGAUAUUUUCGCCCCGUGCCAACAUCAAGGGAAUGGGAACACGCGACGGAAGUCUCGGCGGCGCCGCCCAACCCACACCCACAACGCGGAAAGGAAAUACGAGAAAGAAGCUGACGGCGGCCGCUGGAGAGGCCCGUCUGGAAAAGCGUCCGUUAAAUGACGACGCGUGCUUUUUUGGCGAGGAAGAGACGCGCACACCUUCGUCAUUAAAUCGUUUCUCUCACUCUUCGCGCGCUGCUUAUUCGAGCUCCUAUUGGGCUUCGAGAUUUUUCAUACAUGGAUAAUGAUGCGAAG
Molecule: messenger RNA, 2217 nt
Organism: Ceratosolen solmsi marchali
Lineage: Eukaryota; Metazoa; Arthropoda; Insecta; Hymenoptera; Agaonidae
Gene: vn
Product: membrane-bound neuregulin protein vein
Exons: 6
Coding region: 414-1826 (470 amino acids)
Source: RefSeq, a predicted model, not a curated record